Messenger RNA from Antechinus flavipes (yellow-footed antechinus), 1421 nucleotides. RefSeq names its product protein arginine methyltransferase 1 (gene PRMT1). The record is from RefSeq and is a predicted model, not a curated record. Bases 20 to 1138 code for a protein of 372 amino acids. Gene Ontology annotation, cellular component: nucleus. Gene Ontology annotation, molecular function: protein-arginine N-methyltransferase activity. The transcript is spliced from 11 exons. Lineage: Eukaryota; Metazoa; Chordata; Mammalia; Dasyuromorphia; Dasyuridae.
CGAGUUGGGGGGAAAGAAGAUGGCGGCGGCAGCCGAGGCCACGAACUGCAUCAUGGAGAGUUUUGUGGCCACCUUGGCUAAUGGGAUGAGCCUCCAGCCUCCACUUGAAGAAGUGUCCUGCACGCAGCCCGAGAGCAGCGAGAAGCCCAAUGCCGAGGACAUGACGUCCAAGGACUAUUACUUCGACUCCUACGCCCACUUUGGCAUCCACGAGGAGAUGCUCAAGGACGAGGUGCGGACGCUCACUUACCGGAACUCCAUGUUCCACAACCGACACCUGUUCAAGGACAAGGUGGUGCUGGACGUGGGCUCCGGCACCGGCAUCCUCUGCAUGUUUGCCGCCAAGGCCGGGGCCCGGAAGGUCAUCGGGAUCGAGUGCUCCAGCAUCUCUGACUAUGCCGUCAAGAUCGUCAAGGCCAACAAGCUCGACCACGUGGUGACCAUCAUCAAAGGGAAGGUGGAGGAGGUGGAGCUGCCCGUGGACAAGGUGGACGUGAUCAUCAGCGAGUGGAUGGGCUAUUGUCUCUUCUACGAGUCCAUGCUCAACACCGUCCUCCACGCCCGGGACAAGUGGCUGGCCCCUGAUGGACUCAUCUUCCCCGACCGGGCAACGCUGUACGUGACCGCCAUCGAGGAUCGGCAGUACAAGGACUACAAGAUUCACUGGUGGGAGAACGUCUACGGCUUUGACAUGUCCUGCAUCAAGGACGUGGCCAUAAAGGAGCCCCUGGUUGACGUGGUUGACCCCAAGCAGCUGGUGACCAAUGCCUGCCUCAUCAAGGAGGUGGACAUCUACACGGUGCGCGUGGAUGACCUGACCUUCACCUCCCCCUUCUGCCUCCAAGUGAAGAGGAACGACUACGUCCACGCCCUGGUCGCCUACUUCAACAUCGAGUUCACCCGCUGCCACAAGCGCACGGGCUUCUCCACCAGCCCCGAGUCCCCUUACACACACUGGAAGCAGACUGUCUUCUACAUGGAGGACUACCUCACGGUGAAGACGGGCGAGGAGAUCUUCGGCACCAUCGGCAUGCGGCCCAACGCCAAGAACAACCGAGACCUCGACUUCACCAUCGACCUGGACUUCAAAGGCCAGUUGUGUGAGCUCUCCUGCUCCACUGACUACCGGAUGCGCUGAGCCGGCCCACGGGCUGUUCCCGGGGCCCCGCCCCAGCCGGCCCCACCACUCCCUGGGCUAGGCCUCCCGCCUCGGCCAGCCCACCCCACCCCAGGGAGCCGGCGGGGGCCAGCUUGAUGGUUUGAGGGCCCCCUAGCCCCUUCCCCUGUCCUCUGUCCUCCACCCCCAAGCCCUGCUCCCUCCCGUGGGUGAGUGAGGGGCCCAAGGGCGACAUCGUGACUGUGUUUUUCAUAACUUAUGUUUUUAUAUGGUUGCAUUCAUGAUAAUAAAUCGUCAGCUGGGA